Molecule: messenger RNA, 6431 nt
Organism: Monomorium pharaonis (pharaoh ant)
Lineage: Eukaryota; Metazoa; Arthropoda; Insecta; Hymenoptera; Formicidae
Product: condensin-2 complex subunit D3
Exons: 3
Coding region: 31-4011 (1326 amino acids)
Biological process (GO): mitotic chromosome condensation; meiotic chromosome condensation
Cellular component (GO): condensed chromosome, centromeric region
Molecular function (GO): histone binding
Source: RefSeq, a predicted model, not a curated record
GAGUUUUUCCGAGAUCGUCGGCGCGCAGUCAUGGACUCGCUGCGCGUGUUUCACAGCCUCAAGCUCGACACCCUCGAGGAGGACUGGAUCAAGUCGGUUUGGGAUGGCGAGUUCGUCGUCUACGACGAGCCGCCGUGCGAUUACGUCGAGUACCUGGAGGGCGAGGACGCGCGAAUGCUGCUGGACGAGUGCUGCCGGGUCCUGCGGACAUGGCUCGUCGCCGCGAAUGGCGGUGACCCGGACGGUUUCUCGUGGCAGGCGCUGAUGGUCCUGAACAUCGACGUGCGCGGCCUGCUCGCCGUCCUGGGUUACGUAAUGAAGACCGGCCAGAGCCGCGUCGAGACCGACGGGGAUGCCAGACAGGCCUGCCUGGACGCCACGAGCCUAUACCUCAUGCUGCUCGCGAUACCCGGCAGCAAUGCCUUCCGAGUCUACCAUCCGAAUCUGUACAAGAGAGCGAUCGAGACGCUGAGGAUGUCGAAAAGUCUAUUUCUCCCUGCCGUCGGCGGCGGCAGCAGCAGGGAGGUGCACGCUAUGAACUUCAGUGUCGAGGAUGAGCCGUCGGAACUCGGUCUCUCGCAUUCCGAGAGGACGAAGCUCGCGAGAGAGUUGAACAGGGUCGUCACCGACCUCGUGACGACGCUCGAGCUGUUUCGUUUCAAGGAGCACCACGAGUCCCUGGACGUCACGGUGCGCGAGCUGCUGGACGUCACGAGGCUGCUGGAGGCGCAGCACGUCAAGUAUCAUGGCAACAACUACGGGACGGCGUCUCUGUCGCAGAAGAUAUUCGUGGCUCUGCAAGAGCUGUGCUACAGUCGCCACGGACCCGUCACCGAGACCGUCAUGCUGAUAGCGCGGUACAUGCUGCCCGACCUGCUGUUCUAUCCCGCGCAACCGAGGUCUAUGAUCAACGUGCACGAGGCGGCCAUACACUUUCUGAAGAACCUGUCGAAGGUUCACGAGCAGGAGACCGUCCAGGCGAUCGUAGCUCUAAUUCACCAGCUGAUGGUGAAGUGUCCGGAGAGAUUGGAGGGGCGUCAGAGGCAAGCGGCUGUUCUGAUAAAGCUACUGAAUAUAUGUAACAAGAAUGUAAUUGUAAGCGUUUUUCGAGACAUCGUACUGUUCUCACACCACAAUAAGAUACCUUACAGAUUGUUCGCGCAAGAGAUCGCGGGGAAGCUACUGACGGAAUCGAGUUCCCUGUCGAACGAUAAUUUGGACGGGAACGUGAAGAUGAGGAUGCGAAAGAUCUUGGUGGCCAUCGUAGCGUCCCGUUGCAUGGAUCGCUCGGCCUUCGUGAGGGGAAAGGCCAUGGCCACGCUCGCCGCGUUCUCCGACUGCAACAACGACGUGGACCGAGCGAUUCUCCGGGGCAUGUUCGAGAUCUCGGCCGCGGACAGGACCUUCCCCGCGAUCGACGAGCUGAAGAAGGCGCUGUCGCAAGAGGGGGACGUCGACGUCGAGCCGCCGUUGCCGGGUUCGACCGCUCUGAUCGCGAUGCUGCUGGACCGGGUUACCGACGAGCGCGCGCUCGUGCGACGAAACGCUCUGAAGAUCUCGCAGAACCUGGUGGUCAUGUUUCCAUCGCUCGUAGGCAAAUUGAAAAACGUUAUAAGCGAUCGUUGCAGGGAUUCUACGCUGACCGUGCGCCAGUUCGCCGUACACGUUCUGUCCGAGAUCCUGCAGCAUUUCCCACACGACUCGGGCCUCCUCGACGAGUGGAUAUGGGCAGUGGUGCCGCAGAUAUACGACGUCGAGGCCAAAGUGCAGGAGAAGGUCCUGGAAUGUCUGGGCAGCGUGUUGCUAGGCAGAAUAACAAAUGCUGCUGCCUAUGUGCCGAACGACGCGUCGAACAGCUUGCCGUGGCGACUGCUGAUUAGACUGAGCGACAUGAGGAUGAGGAAACAUCUGUCCAAGGCCUGCAGCUUGUGGGUGAAGAACGGCGUCAUCACCCGGUCUCUGGUAACGAGUCUGCAGUCGCACGUCGGCACGGACAACACCAUAGGCGCGUGGAUACUGCUGGCCGCGCUGGCCGAGAACAUGAAGAUUCCGAAUAUAGACAGGUACAUCGCGGACUACAAGGAGAUUCUGCAGAAGAACGAUUUUCAUGCGAGUCUGGUCCUGCACGUUUUGCGAUACGUCUGGCGCGACUUGGAUCGUGACCGACUCGAGGACCUCUAUCAGCAUCUCUACAAGUGUAUCUGCCGCUUCGAGGUCAACUUCAACUUGAUCAGCGUCUGCUUGGACAUCCUGAGUAGGCUACCGCGAUUCCACCUAAAGGACUCUGCCAAGAGCGAUCAAUUGAUGAUGAACUCGGACCUAAUGGAGCUAAUGAGAUUGUCGGAGGCGGAGAUCCAGAGUUUGCUGGAAGAGAGUGAGGACUGCGCGCAAGACACAGUGAAGAUGCGGGCUAUAUUUACGCUGGGCCACGCGUCGCUCUUUUGCACUAACAAGAUCUCGUCGUCGACCCUGCAGAUUCUCGGAAGAGUGCUGCUGCAGUGGGACUCGCUACCAGACACGGUGAAGGAGGUGAAGGACCUGCAGGCGUCCGCGGUGGUUCUCCUCUGCCAGCAGGCGCUGAGGGAUCGCGAGGUCGCGAAGGAGGUCACGCCGAUACUCGGCAAUCUGAUGCGCCAGGAGACGACCACAAACUCACCGUUGGCGAGGACCGCGGUCAAGAUAAACGCCGCAAAGGCGCUGGGUGACAUCUGCGUGAGGUUCACCGCGCUGGUGGAGCCGUAUUUGCCGGAUCUGUGCAUCAGCAUGAAGGACCCGAAUCCCGCGGUGCGUCAGGCCAUAGUCGUGAUAUUCAUCGAGCUGCUGCUGGAGGAUUUCAUAAGGAUGAAGGGACCAUUUUUCUUUCACAUUCUGACGAUGCUGUCGGACGCAGACAGCAUGAUACGCGAACUGACAAUCUUCCUCGUGGAGGAGAGACUUCUGAUGAAGAACAAGACGUUGAUCUCCCAGCAAUUUCUUGAGAGCAUAUACCAUUACAACAACUGUCGCUCUCGGAACGCGUUUUGCGGGCAUGUGAUGCGCGAUCAGGAGCGGAAACUCCUGACGCUGCCCGGGCGUGCGAAUCGACACAAACGCUAUGUUAUCUACGAAUUUAUGCUCGAGCACUUGGACGUGUCCGCGAGGUCGGAACUGGUCGUGAAACUGACCAAGUAUAUAUUUCGGGAGGUAUGCGACGAGAAUUCUAUCGACGUCACGACUGAGGAGGGUGCAUGUGUCCUGAGGGACGCGCUAUUCAUAAUCAGUAAUAAUCGUUUGCAACCGUCGUCCCUUGGCGAGAAGCACAAGGAAGAUUUGGAGCUCGAUGAGACGAUUGCGAGUACGCCCUCCAGUACGUCUAACAACAACGCUUCGAAUGCCAUUAUAGCGGCAAUGAAGAAACAUAAUUUGGAUAAACUAUUACCUACGUUGAUUACGCUCAAGAAGAAAUUGGUUACAUUGAAGUCUCCCUUGGAGGACGACGUGAGCAGUCUGUUAUUUAAGAUUUACUCGGAAUAUGAAAAAGAACAGCUGGUCAGCAUAUUGAACGAAUAUCCUAAAUUGGAAAAAGAAAUGGAUCAUUAUCAACGGAAACUGAAAGACAAAAUUAAUUCGGAAACUGAUGACAGUAGAAGCAUUAGUUUGUCACCCGUUGCAAAUCACAGGGAUCCGGAAAUACGUAAGGGGGCCCGUGUUCUACUCCAACGUAUCUCAUCUUCGAUGAUAUCACGUUACAAGAGCAAUGAAUCGAUAGAGUCCGGUAAUUGCUUGCAAAUCGCAAGGUCUUACACGUUAAUAGAAAGUCCAUCGAUGCAUCCGGAAAGAUCGUUGCUGAUACAAACACCACCUCCAGAGCCAGGCUUUAGUACUAGCACACCUAUAUUGACACGAGAUAUAAAGUCGUGUUCCAGCGAUACUCCCGCUCGAGGAGAACGAAAGAGGCCCUCGAAUGAGCGAGGACUAUCACCGGAUCCUGCUCGACGUAAAAUUCUGACGGACAGUGUGAACUGUGAAUGACGAUUUCGAUCUCAGCUUUACGCGUUUACGAAAUCUACGUACAAAUCUACCUACCUCGUAAUUUUCGCUGUACACGAAAAGCCGUUUGCGAAAUUGUACAUGUGCGAGUCUCCAGUUCUUUUUGAUAUUGUUAUGCAAAUUCUUCACGAUAGAAACAUUCUCGACUAUAAGGUGGAUCAGAGUGCGUAUUUCUUCGGCCUACGUCAACGGUGUGUCACGAUUAUUUUAAUUAUGAAAGAGUACAAGGUACAUGGCUUGACUGAAAACUUGAUAGUGUUCAUACGUACUUCGUCGAGCACCUCCUUCAGCUUUUUGUUUUGAGCUAUUUGAAGAUGUACGUCCUGCAGGAAUCCUCUGCCAAAGGUACUGCUGUUGCUUCGGCUCUAGAAAAGUUAGUACAUUGUGUUAAUUUGGCAAUUUUAAGGCUGUUUGUUUGAUUUAUUUGCUCGAAUGUAUAUCGUUAAUUGUAAGCGAGAGAAUAGCGACAAGUUGACUCUAAAGCGAAACUUUUUUCUCUUAUCAAAACUUUUAUUUGCACACGUCAUUCACGAACGCAUUAUUCGAGGUGAUAUACUCGACAACCGGCGGUCGUUUUUUCUUUUUGACAUUUCUAAUAAUUCUAGAAAAAAUGAAAAAUACUAACGGCACGCAAAUCGGGCAUACGAUCGCGAACCAUGAUGAGUAUUCCUUUAGAAUCGGCAUGUAACUGAUAAUUUUGUGAGUGGAAUAAAUACGGUACACUUUGUUAUCUCUCUUAUCAGUGCACUAUGAAUAUCGGCUGAAAUCCGUUUCGCCGCUUCGUAACGUUAUAGUCGAUACAUCGCCGUCGAUGGAGAAACACCACGAGUGUUUCUUCGACUGAAACGCGUGAGGCGCUUUUGAACUGCACAUAGGUACAAGAUACUUUGCAUCUGAAAUGAAAUAGGAAAUGAGCACUUGGCAGCUGCGCGUCAGAAGGACGACGCAAUUACACGUUUCUUUAUAUGAACUUAUUCAUUCAAUAAAAGAGCAAUAUAAUGUUGAUAUUUAAAAGCGUUGCCAUUUUUGUUCGGCAAAUAACGUUUAAUAUUUAAGACAAAAUAAUUUAAAAAAUUACAAUUUCAAGAGGCUAGCCGCCGAAAUAAAAACUAAAAUAUCGACUUUUUACUUGUAACAGAUAUUUUUGAGUAAAAUUAAUUUAAAAAAAUUUAAAUGACAAUAAGGCAGUACGAUCCUGUAGAAAAUUAAAACUUGAGUUAGAACAUGAUGAUAAAACAAAACUUGGACACCGAUUAAGGAUUUAUCGUUAAACUUAGGUUAGUUCGUAACGAUGGAAAAACUGCCAAUUAUUUUUUUUUAUUAAUAGCUCUUAUUUAUAAGAUAUUUAGACAAAUGCUCUGAAAUAAAUGCAAAUAUAAAAUUAAUUUGAUGACAUGCUAUUUGAUUAGCAAUUAACUUUCUAUUUUUAUUUUAAAAUUUUAUUCAAUAUAUAUAUAUAUAUGUAAUAGAAAAGAGUGAAAGGUAAUAAGAUUAAAAAGAAAAUAUUUUAAAAUAAUUAUGAAUUCAGAAUUAUUUUUGCUCAACAGAGUUACUUUUAUUAUUAUGACGAAAUAUUUUAAUUAUUUAUUUACUAACUUAAAAAAAGUUAAUUUUGUUGAUAAAAAUAUGGACAUGAUUUAUUGUUAUUUAUUACAAUAAGUUUUAUUUUAUUACAGUAUGGUUAUCAGAAAGUUAAUAAAAAGGCGUAUUUUAAAUGUAUUUUUUUUUAUUAUCGACUGGUAUUUAGUUUGAAGUGCUAUUUUAAUUUAUGCCGUUCCAAAUGUUAUUGAACUAUUCUGUGAUAAUGCGCAAAGCUAACCUGGCUAUAAUUUAUAUAUACGCAUAUAUAAUGAGUUAUUGUACAUGCGUGUAUAUAGAUUAUUAGUUAUAUUAUAUAAAAGAAAAUUAAUGAUAAAUAUUAGAGAGAAGUACAAACAACAUUAAUUUAGUGAUAGUUACAUAAAAUAAUAUAUAUGCACAAAAUAUAUUUCAUGAACGAAUAAUAAUCAAAUUUGUUUCAUAUAAUGGAAUAUAUUGAUAACAUAUUUUUAUGUCAUUAGGAAUUAUCUUUCUUGUAAAACGUUUUAUCAUUAAUUUUGUGCAACUCUUCGUUAAUAAUACGAUAACUACACCUUAUGAACUGUGUUGUUAGGGAAGAGUACCCAUUAUUUGUUUACAAAACUAAAAUUAUUACAAAAUAUUAAAAUAUAUAAAAUGCUUAAGGUAUUACUGUGUGUAUGUGUGUAUUUUAACUUGAACAGAAAUUUAUUUUUUGAUAACUCAAGACGCGUAAUAUGUAUAUGCAAUAUUUCAUGUGAUUACUGUUAUAAUUUUUUUGAAGAAAAUUAUCCAAUCUACGUUUAUAAUAAAUUAUAAUAAAGUGUUCUGAACAAACAUCACAA